CUGCGGUUGAGAAGAAGUUUAAAGAGAGAUUAAAGGGGCAGCUGCAUACGCGGAACUUAGUUCGGAUUGGGCUGAUUGGGCGACGGGUGAUGCAAAACGUAGUUGUCGACGUUCUAUCGUUUGCGAGUCUAUUUCUGAUGUUUUUACUUGGUGGGUUAUAUUUUGAUCGCCAAACGAAUGAGACGGGUGUGGUGUUCUUCACCGUAGUCUUUACGAUCUUACAAGUCAUCUUCCCGGGGUUUUACUCGAUGUUUUCAUUCUUCACUGCGCUGAACGAGAAGAUGGAAUUUAUGGGAAGGAACAAUCGGGACUUCCAAAUCUACUCGGGGAUGUUUUCAUAUCUCCGGCAGUUAUAUUACUUCAGUAAGAAACGGUCGUGGUUCCAUUUAUUGCCAAUUGUCCUUUUUAUGACGUUACUUCUCUUCUGUUUGUUCUGUAAAGGGAAAAUCGAAGGGUGGGGGAUACUUGUGCCCUUCACUGUCUUCACAUUUGCAUCGACCUUUUUUGGGUGUUUUUCGUGUAAUAUGUUACCAUGGGCAUUUGCACGUCCCAAGUUUGAGACGUGGUGGUUGACACGUGUUGUCCCCUUUAUGUUUUUCGUCUUUGUGAGUAUGUUAUUAUUAGUGUUACAAGCGAGUGGAGUAAUGGAUGGGUAUUACUUUUUAUGUACAUUACCCUUAAUGGUGUUAAUAAUCUUCUAUAUAGUGAUGCAAAGUGUGUAUUGCACCAUCAAUUUGUUAUCAGACACUUUAUUCAAAAGUGCGUGUUUUGGGUGUUAUGAUCCCUUAUUAGAAGAGACUGCACAAGGCACGACGUUAUGUGAGUGUUGUCAAUGUAUUCAUUCGUAUGGGUUUAUAUAUCUGUAUGUGGUCAUUGUCUUUGUGUGUUUAAAAUUUGAUGGAUUGGUCGAUUGGUCCUUUUCAGUGACAAUCAUUCCAAUAGAAAUUUUAAUAGUUGUGGUCUUCAUUUUUGGAGAACUUGAGGCUGUCCUCCCAACUCAAUACUUCGAUUAUUCAUGUGAGUGUUGUUAUUAUAUUGUUGACAAUCAUUAUAUCAAGAUCUGGGAAUAUCCAGUGCUCGAAAAGAUCUUCAAGUUUCUGUGUUGUACAAAUGCGCCAAAUCAUCCGAUUGAAGAGUGUUGUGAUUGA
Entamoeba invadens IP1 is the source of this 1148-nucleotide messenger RNA. RefSeq lists its product as hypothetical. The annotation marks the transcript as partial. Lineage: Eukaryota; Evosea; Mastigamoebida; Endamoebidae. The record is from RefSeq and is a predicted model, not a curated record. The transcript has a single exon.